Cladocopium goreaui is the source of this 802-nucleotide messenger RNA. The record is from the annotation of a GenBank genome assembly. NCBI's taxonomy places the organism in Eukaryota, Dinophyceae, Suessiales, Symbiodiniaceae.
AGGCAGAAGAUCCCGUCACGGAGCUUGAACUCCUCCCCAAGGUCACACGCUUGUCGCAGCGGGUGCCCUUGUUGCCGACAUGGCGCCACUUUGGACAACUUUGCCCUUUGCUCGAGGAGCUCACCUUUGUGUACGACCAAGACAUCGCCCUCAAUGCAGCGGAGGUCUUGAUUGAUGUGGAAGAUCCCAGUGAGGAAGCGGAGAUGUUGGCUGAGAGAACGAAGCACAUCUACCGAGAUGCCGUACGCUUUGCCGCACAGCUCCACGCCGGAGGAUUUGAAGGGCUGGCCCAAAGCUGCCCCCAUUUGAAGGUGAUUCGCUUCAAGAUGUGGGAUAACUCCUUUGGCUACAACAGCGCCCCCGCCCAGGAACACUUCAGUAUCAGCUGGAGGCGGUCCGAGAACCCCCGAAGGCCCUUCCUGCGGAACAGCCACGAAAACAACGCCACGCGGACCAUCCUCGAGGAGCGGGCACAUGCCGUCCACCAACGGGAAUGGACCGAAGAGGAGUUGGAGGAGGGCCGGGACGUCACAGAGGAGGAGGCCAUGGCUGCGGCAGCUGCAGCCAUGCUCCAGGUCAUGCGGUGCUUUGAUGAUGCCAGUUUGGAAGCAGAGUUAGGACUUUGAAUCUGUUCAUUUCAGCCGAGCCCUGUCUGGAAGGGGACGGCGCAGCACUGCAGCACAGCAUGUGGCGGCCGAACAACAGGUCCCCACCGGUGAACAACAUCCGUAUGCCGGUGGUGUUUCAAAGCUGGAAAAGAUGAAAAACCACCCAGGUUCGACAGAUGCACGAUGUCCCCACC